Molecule: messenger RNA, 1602 nt
Organism: Mycena indigotica
Lineage: Eukaryota; Fungi; Basidiomycota; Agaricomycetes; Agaricales; Mycenaceae
Product: F-box domain-containing protein
Exons: 3
Coding region: 1-1602 (533 amino acids)
Source: RefSeq, a predicted model, not a curated record
AUGUUAAGGCCCGUCGAGCGAGGCUCAAAUUCUUACCGUCAUUUGAGCGCCGCUCCAGGCUAUGAUUUCAAUGCGCAGCAAUCAGAGACUGCGACAGAUGGCUUCCCGCUCCCACUUUGCAACUUCUUCCCCUCCACUAUGACUCGAAACCCUUCGCAAGGAACUCAUUUCUGUCUUCCCUACGAGCUUACCGCCAAAAUCUUCAUCGCAUGUCUUCCACGCGACCGUCGUAUACAGCCGAAACCAGGAAAUGCUCCACUCCUUCUUGCACAAGUCUGUCGUAAAUGGCGCGAGGCGACGCUAUGUACACCGGAGCUUUGGAGGGCCAUCUCUUUUUACCUCGGACGGGAAAAAGGCGGACUCGGAAUAGGCGGCGCCGUCGCGACGCUUGACCUCUGGCUCUCGCGUUCUGCUCCGUGCUCAGUUUCCGUCGUCAUUAUCAGUUGCACGACUGGGGACCUUCCCAGUAAACUCUUCACAGUUCUCGCUGCGUAUUCUGCCCGUUGGGAACGCGUGGAGCUUGACUUGCGGGGCCAUAAUCCAUCUAAUAUCCGACGAAUUGCAGGGUCGUUCCCCCGUCUUAGAAUGCUGUCGAUAUUGAUCGGAGACGAAGACCAUCCUGCCCUAAUUCAGCAACGCGGGCCAGUAUUGUUCCCUCAGCUGUCGGCCUUGAGCCUGACGACGCUCGCGACUUUGCGCCGCCAACCGGCUGUGUUGUCCACAUCACCCAUUACUGCGCUCACAUAUAACACCAUGGGGCGGAAUCUCGUCGAUCCGUGGAAGGCUUGCACCAUCUUCUUUGCCUAUUUCAAGCAUCUUCGGCAUUUGACGCUGGCGCCGAUACCCCCUGAUUUUCAUCGCGGGAAAUAUUCCGGGAUUAUGCCCAACAUUCCAGAGCUGGAGACGCUUUGCAUCGUGGGCGACCCCCAUUUCCUCGAGUUUCUGGUCGUCCCUUCUCUCAAGUCCCUCUCUGUGGCUCUGACAUCAGAAGAUGACGCUGCUGCCACACAAUCUUUCCUCUUUCGGUCUCAGUGUGCGCUCAAACACCUUUCUAUCACGAUAGAGCCUUUUCUCACAGCCGAUGCCUGUCUGGAAACUAUGCUCGUAUCGUCUCUACUAUCAUUCGAGCUAGUCUUCCGGGCGAACACGGACGCGCAAUCAACCGCCUCUUGGGGAGCUGUGUUCGCGUCUUUUUUGCAGCACCCUGGCGGUGUUUUACCCGCACUGAGAACCCUGGUCAUUAUCGACUCCACUGUAACUGCGCCACAGGUGUUACAUUUGCCUCAUCGGGCCUUUCUUGACAUCGCGCACCAUUUUAGCAAUACAGGCCUUGAGCGAGCAGAGUACCAUAUUCCACAUGGGCCUAUGGAGGACGACUUUCGGCUGGAACAAAAGGAGUCGGCAGUUUUGAAGGCGCUGAUAGGACAAGGCUUGGAUAUCCGAUUGUCCUAUGGUGGAAAGCGAUUACCCGCGACCUGGAUAGAUUCUGAUGGACCUGAAGACAGAGACUAUCUUCCGAUACUGCCGUCUGGUUCAGAAACUUCGGGCUCGUUUUCAGAGACGACUUCGCGGGUGUUUCGGCCAUUUUCCUUCCAUUCAUAG